CUUAUCUACAUUUUCAAAAAACGGCCUCCACACUGUCAGUCAGUCUCUACAUGUGCAAUAUCCGCCACACACGAACCAUUUCAUCUACUCUCCCUUCAAACCAAAACCAUGCAUUCAUUGCACUCAAAAAAGAAGAAUAAAAAAAAGAGAGAAGAAGAACAGAGAUCCUUGCACCAAUGACUCUUUUCCUUUGAGUUAAUACAAGAGGAGAAAAACCAUCCAACCAAAACACCAAAUUCCUAUGUUUGAGGCUCUGAGGUGGUGUUUUCUGAAAUGGGUGUGAGCAGAUUUCCAUGGCUGCUCCUGCUCAGUUGGGUAUUUCUGAUUAUCUGUUUUAAAGCCUGUGGUGAUGGGUCAGAAGCCUCAGUGAAGUUCUUAAAAGCUCCUCUUCCUGUAUCUCCUUUGACUUCAGCUGCAUUUGUGUUUGAAGUUUCAGUUGGCGGGAAUGGAGAGGUUUGCAGAAACUGUAGUGUCAAAUGCAAGUUGGACAGCCAAACGUCGGCAGACUGUGAAGCUAGAGAGGUUUAUUAUACUGGCUUGAGUGAUGGAGAGCAUACAUUUGACGUCUGCAUCAAUGAGUCUCAAGGAGUUCGCUGUGAAAGCUAUAACUGGACUGUUGAUACAGUUGCCCCUACUGCAAGUGUUACAGCUGAAAGAUCUUUUACAAAUGCAUUGAAUAUCUCGGUCAAUAUUAUUUUCAGUGAACCAUGUACAGGCGGAGGUGGAUUUGGAUGUUCUUCUGUAAAUGCUUGUAAUCUUCUUGUGUAUGGUUCUGGCCAGGUUAUACCAUCUACCAUGAAGAUUCUUCAGCCAGGCCUGAAAUAUUCUCUUCUUGUGGGAUCAUCUCCUAAUGUGGAGUAUGGGCGCGUGAUACUGGUAAUGGAUAUAGGUUUCUGUACAGAUGCUGCUGGAAACUGGUUUACAAGAACCGCCAAUUCGAGUUACUUUUUACAUUUUGAUAGAAGAAGUGUAUUUGUGAACUUGAGGACUCAUGUCCCAGAAAAGCUACUUCAACUCAAUAGCGAGACUAGAACGGUUGAGGCAACUAACAAUGAGAAGUACCUAAAAGUCUACGUGUAUUUCUCGGAACCUGUUCUGAACUCGUCUGCUGAAAUUCUCAGUGUUCUACGCACGAGUAAUGGCUUCCUUCUUCCUACCAGUGGGAAGAGUCUUGGGAAUCGACGGUUUGGCUAUCUGGUGAAAAAUAUUUCACAGAUUGCUGUAGUAACUGUAAGCGUUGAAACUAGCUCUAUAAUCAGCAGACAGGGGACUCCAGUUUCUCCAACUGAACCAGUCUCUUUCCUUUAUGAUUCUGAAAGGCCUUCAGUGAGGCUGAGCACAACAUCGACCAUGAGGACUAGAGAAUGCAGUGUACCAGUACUCAUAAAGUUUGUGAAGCCAGUGUUUGACUUCAACGCUUCAGCCAUAUCAAUCUCGGGAGGACAUUUGAAGAGUUUCCAUGAAGUUAGUAGGAGCAUAUAUACAGUAGACAUACAUGCAGAUGGCAAUGCUUUAUCUGUUAACGUUCCUGAAAAUAUAACUGGAGAUGUUGCAGGGAAUAGGAAUCUGGCAUCAAAUCUUCUACAAGUGAGGCAUUAUUCUGUACCAAUCAUAUCUUCUGUACUUUCCACCUUCACAACUGCUGCUUUUGCGGCAACAUCUGUCGCUGCCGCACUACUCACAGUUUCAACCGCGAGCCUUCAAUCACUUGGGAUGCUUAGCAGACCAUCUUUGACAUCAGACCCAUCAAGAAAUCUCAUUAGGAUAGCGUGUCACAUUCAGGUCUUUGCACUGUCGAAAUGGUUAGCGGUUACUAUGCCCGUCGAGUAUUACGAAUUUGUGAGGGGCUUACAAUGGAGUAUACCUCACCUCAGUCUCCCUUGGGAAAGUGGGCAAGUCCACUCAAUCAUGGUAGAUUCGACUUCCCCUCUUACUUCUCGUUCUGGAAUGUUCGGGAAACAUGAAUUGGGAACUUCUAAAAGCUCACUCUCAGGAACUGGGAAAGUGGAAAUGGAUGCUUCCUUGUCUGGAUUGCCACUUACUCCAGUGGAGUACUGUUCAUUUUUUGAGAGCCAAGAUAUGAAACCUGAGGCGGACUUUAUCCGCGAUUUCCAGAACUCGAAUCGGUGGAACGAUUUCCAUCGAAACAUAUUCUGGUUAGCUGUUAUUGGUGGCGGAUUGAUUCUGCUCCACCUCCUGAUUCUUUCUAUUUUGAAGUUCCGAAGGAAGGAUUUAGAAAAGCAAAAAAUUUACGGAGCAAUUGUAUUUCCAAGAUUUGAGAUAUUCCUGAUAAUCCUCGCAUUGCCAUGCGCCUGCCAAGCAUCUGCAGCAAUAAUCAGAGGAGGAUCGACCACUGGUGUCAUAGUUGGCAUUCUUCUGUUGGGCAUUACGUCUUUUCUACUAUUGUCAUUACUGUUAUUCCUCUCCAUUGGAAUUACAAUGGGUAAGCUACUUCAGUACAAGGAAGUUCAUCAAGAAGGCCAAAAAAUCCAUUGGUAUCAAGACAUUGUGAGAGUGACGCUGGGUCCCGGCAAGAAAGGCCAAUGGACUUGGAAAAACCAACCAAACUCCGUCUAUCUAACAAUGCUGGGCCCCUUGUUUGAAGACCUCCGUGGCCCACCAAAGUACAUGCUCUCACAGAUCGCCAGCGGAAAUCCCGGCAAACAUGGGGACCGAAUCAUUGCCUCCGAUGACGAAACGGAAGAUGCGGAGGCACCCUUCAUCCAGAAGCUCUUCGGCAUUCUCCGAAUCUACUACACAUUGCUAGAGUCUGUGAAAAGGGUCGCUCUUGGAAUCGUGGCUGGUGCAUAUCUAGUUGACUCAUCUUCCAAGUUCCCGACAUUUGUUAUGCUGUGCAUUACAUCGUUUCAGCUCUUUUUCCUUGUUCUGAAGAAGCCUUUUAUAAAGAAGAGGGUGCAGUUCGUGGAGAUCCUCUCUGUCGCAACUGAAUUAGGCAUUUUUGCAACAUGUUUCGUUCUCUUAGAGAAGGAAUUCUCCGCUGUGGGUGAGAAAAGGGUUGGAAUCAUAAUGGUAUUGCUGUUCAUUAUUGGAUUCUUGGCUCAGAUGAUCAGCGAAUGGCAUGCAUUGUAUGGUCAGAUAAUGCAACUGAGCCCAGUCAAGAAUUCCUUUUUCUCGGGCUUGAAAGCAGCUUCGAUCGGAUUCCUAUUGAUUUUGGUCCCCAGGAAGCUGUUAGAGAAUUGGGAUGAAGGGUUCCCAUCGAAGAUUGGAGAUGGAGAAACCGCUUCUUCUGGCGAUCGGAACAGAAGCUCAGAUAGCAGAAGCUCAGGAGAGAGGCCAUGGCUGAAACAACUACGUGAGCUGGCGAAAGCUAGCUUUAGUAGAGACGACGGGGGAGCUGUGAACGACCCUUCGACCAGUCAGACGAGAAGUGGGUUUUGGUCUGGCAAGAGAAGCGGGAGCUCAUCUGUAACAGCAUCCGCAGACUUCAAGAUGAGACCAAGAGGACUGUAUAAAGAUUUGGAGGCCAUUUUCUCUUCCAAGUGAGCUUUGGCCGUUAUUAGUAACUGUUGGAUUGUAGAGGUUUGCUGUUCCUACAUGAGUGCAUGGCCCAGCCCAUCUACAUGCCAAGUUGUCUCACCUGCGCGAGAUCCCAACCACCCAUCAGGUGGGCCCCACCAUUGAGAUUCCUUGGUCCAAUAGCCAGACCAGUCCUCCCUUCAAACGAGCAACAAUCUACACGAAUGGAUGGAAACAAUUUUAAAAAACAAGUUUUAAAAGCCUCCCAUCUGUUUUUUGCACACUGUGGCCCUCCUGAUGAUUAGAUUGGCAUGAUUUCAGACCCAGUUCAUAUGGUGGGCUCCAUAUGAUGGAUGGAUUGGAUAUUUAGCACACUGGCAGGUAAAUAGCCUGGGCUAUAUGGGAGUGGGAUUAGCAAACCUCAUCUUUGAUUUUUUAUGGGAUUAGCAUGUAACAAUUCUUUUCUAGCUUUUCAUCUAUAUGAGAUCUAUUUACAGUGGGGAGAGGGGUGUUUGGAAUGUAGUCUUCUAAACAUGGGGGUCUUUUUCUGAUUUACUUACAAGUUUAAAAAUAAAGAAGUGGUGGCUUCUAAAUGGCCAACCUGAUAGUCAGCUCUAACAAUAUAUGUCUAAUGAAGAAUGUAGGUGCUAGAUGUACUUCAUCAAUGAAUUGUAAGGUCACAUGGGUAUUUCUGUUA
Magnolia sinica is the source of this 4174-nucleotide messenger RNA. RefSeq lists its product as uncharacterized. NCBI's taxonomy places the organism in Eukaryota, Viridiplantae, Streptophyta, Magnoliopsida, Magnoliales, Magnoliaceae. The transcript is spliced from 13 exons. Bases 274 to 3504 code for a protein of 1076 amino acids. The record is from RefSeq and is a predicted model, not a curated record.